Messenger RNA from Saccostrea cuccullata (small rock oyster), 1656 nucleotides. RefSeq lists its product as uncharacterized. The coding region runs from base 1 to 1656 and encodes 551 amino acids. Lineage: Eukaryota; Metazoa; Mollusca; Bivalvia; Ostreida; Ostreidae. The record is from RefSeq and is a predicted model, not a curated record. The transcript has a single exon. Gene Ontology annotation, molecular function: zinc ion binding; ubiquitin protein ligase activity.
AUGGCCUCUCCCACUUCCUGGGCACAAGAGCUCAUCACUUGUGAUCUUUGUCCUAAGCCUACUAAGCAGUUCUGUAACAACUGUCAAGUCAGUUUAUGUGUGGACUGUGUCAGCAAACAUGUGGAAAAUCUCAAAUCUCAAACCCACGACAUUGUUUAUUUCACUAACAGGAAGAUACAACCAGUGUUUCCAGAUUGUACGAUUCACUCUAACCAGAGAUGUGAGGCCCACUGCCAACAAUGCAAUGUCCAAGUCUGUUUGAAAUGCAUUCUCACGUCCCAUAAUGGACACAAGAUUGUGGAUAUGCAAGAGAUUUUCAAUGAAAAGAAAAAUGAAAUUGAAAAAGAAAACCAAGAAAUUGAAUCCAACAUUCUUCCCAAGUACAAGAAGAAAAUGGACAAUAUUGCCGGCAGAAUAUCCACAUCAACAGCCAAAUUUGAUGAACUAGAAAAAGAUGCAGAAAACCACAGAAAACUAUGGCACCAAGAAGUAGAUAACAUCUUCAGCAAACUUAGUUCCUCGAUCAAGUCCAUGAGAGAAAGCUAUCUCAUUUCUCUAAAAUCUUACCAAUCCAAGUUAAAAAAUCUUAUUCCAGAUAUGCUGCAAGCCCUUGAACAAAACAAAGAAAUCUUGAAGACUAACAGAGUGUGUGAAGUCAAUAACUACAAAUCCAGACUGGCAGAAAACAGGGAAAUACCUUUUAAUAUUGAUGGCAAAAUUCCCUCAUUGAAUACAAUAACUGUUCAAGGGAGAGAACUUAGCAUAGAAUUAGGAGAAUACCAGGCUAUAUUAACACAGACAGUGUUAUCUAGUCUGACAGAUGAAGUAUCCCAUUUAUCUUUAAGAGAGUUAUUAGACAAAGCCAAAGUGAUAACCAUAAUUCCUACUGGAGUUAAACAUUUAAGGAGAGUGGCCUGUGUAGGAAGUGAUGAGGCUUGGAUUAGUGGUUACAACAAAGCCAUAAGACAUGUUGACAUGCAUCGGUCUGCACAGAAAUCUGUUACAACGGGGUGUCUGUUAAGUCCUAGAGACAUUGCUGUGACCAGACAGGGAGAACUGAUAUAUAUUGAUUCUGACAAUGCAACAGUGAACAUUGUAAGAAGUGGAAAGACAGAGGUACUCAUCAACACACCACAAGGCUGUACACCAAAGAGACUUUGCUGUUCGAGGUCAGGGGACAUACUGGUCAGUGUCAGAAGUAACAAUCAAAACAAAAUACUACGUUAUCAGAGAGAUAUACUGAAGCAGGAAAUUUAUAGAGAUGAACAUGGAAAUACAAUUUUUAAGGAAGGAUAUUGUGUAUUAUAUCUCGCAGAAAACAACAAUGGAGAUAUCUGUGUCUCUGAUAUUAAUGCUAAAAUCGCAAUUGUGGUAGACAAGACAGGAAGAGUCCGAUUCCGAUACGAUGGUACACCAGCCAGGAGAGAGAAUCCAUUUAGUCCUAGAAAAUUAGUGACAGACUCCAUGGACCAGAUCAUUGUGGCAGAUUAUUAUAAUGACUGCCUUCACAUCCUUGAUCAAAAUGGACAGUUCCUGAGAUGUGUGGACAAUUGUGGAUUAGAUAAACCUAGUGGAUUGAGUGUCGAUAGUGAGGGGAGGUUGUGGGUGGGAUUUGGGGAUUCAGGAGACAUAAAAGUGAUACAGUACAUGAAAUAA